Molecule: messenger RNA, 6732 nt
Organism: Acanthocheilonema viteae
Lineage: Eukaryota; Metazoa; Nematoda; Chromadorea; Rhabditida; Onchocercidae
Source: the annotation of a GenBank genome assembly
AUGAUGUGUUCCUGUUUGCCGUGCAAUACACAUACUCAUCUACUACGUUUCCUCAUUAAUUCCAUCUCCCCUACAUUAGAGGAACAGAAUGAACGUUUACGAUUACAAAAUCUGAAGUGUACCGCUCAACUACAAGUGCUAAAAUCGUGCGCUGAUCGAGCAAAAUAUUGGCAAAGUUCUGCUCUCUUUUCCAAUUCUGUAACGGGAGCAGUGUCGUUGACGAUGAUGGAUCGAACAUCAGAUGAUAGCGGUUUGACUUCUGACGAUACAUGGGAGAAAAAGAUAGAUCAGAUGAUGAUGACGCAAUCAGCUUCUGCUCUCGUUCGUACGCACAGCUCAUCGCAAGGAAGAGGAGAAAAGCAGAAUGAUGAAACAUCAUCAACUACCGAUUCUUCACCACGUGAAGAGAAAUUAAAACCAAUACCAACUCCGCGAAAAACAAAAUCUUCAAGGCCACCCGAUUCAGUUACCAUUGAAAGAGAUAGUUUGAAUUCGUAUGACGAGGAAAAUGAUUAUAGGGAAGAUGAUGAAUUUUUCGAUGAAAUUGAAUAUUCGGAGUCUCCUGAAAAAGAUGUUGCCGAUUAUGUAAAUCUAAACGAACUUUUUCUACUGGGAUCAGAUACUUACAGUACAAUGACGCAGCAUCCCCCUGCUUUACCAUUGCAUAAGCCACCAAGUCAGUGGGAGACCAAAUUAUAUCAGAUAGCGGAACGCUGCCUUAGUACAGUGAUAAAUGAAGAUCAGUUGGCUCAAUGCAGUGGUACCUUGAAUAGAAAUAUGAGUGAUAAUACAAGUGACUUGUGCUCUUCUCCUUCGCGUGGUUCCGGUGAAAGCUCAAGAUCAUCAAAUCAGCAUAAAAGUCGCAUCGAUUUCACGAAUGUCAAAGAAGGAGAUUAUGCGAUACCACCAGAUGCAAGUCAGGAUAUUAGAGCAACUCUGAUCAGUUCUACUGAACCCCUAGAAAAAUGUGGUUAUUUGACACAGAUGACUGACAGCAGACUCAAGUCGCUGAAAAGGCGUUAUUUUGUAUUCAGGAAUGGCAUUCUUACUUUGUAUAGAACACAGAAAAAUCAUUUAAAAGGAGAUGAACCAUUGAUUAGAAUUCUAGUGUCCGAUAUUCGUUCUGUCACAAAACUGGUCAACAAAAUGGGUUACGGUCUACAGAUAAUGACAGCAAAUGGUGAAUAUUGUUAUGCAGCUGAAUCAGAUCGUGCUACUGAUGAAUGGAUUGCUCUUCUGACACGUAGUCUACGUACAGCCACUAUUUCAGAAGUUAGUCAGCGUGCUACGGGACUUAAUGCUGAUAUUAGCGGCUAUGUCAUCAAGGCAAAAUGCGGCAGUACAAGGCGUUUUUUCGCAUCUGUAGUAGAUAAUAAAUUGUUGUUUUUCAAGAGUUCUGAUGAUCGGGUUCCAUGUUCCCAUAUGUACCUACGAGGUGCACAUAUCUGCGAGAAAAUAAAAACUGCUGCUGAUGAAUCGAGUGGAAGUUCUGAUGAACAAAAUGAAAAUCAUGCGAAAGAGUUUGAUCACACUAUUUCGAUCGAGAUUGCAAACGUUGACCCAGUUUACAUUGUUUUGCGAAGUGCUGAAGAAAAAGAUAAAUGGGUCUAUUUUUUGAAAAAGGCUGCUAAUGAUGCAGUAUUCAGUGGAACUGCUUUCGAAGUACUAAUACAAAGAAUGAUGACGCAAAAUGUUGAAGAUGAGGAUUUACUAUGGAAUGAUGUACUAUUGACGGCAUGUGAAGAAAAGCCGAAAGAAACUUUAACAACAGUGUUAGAUGAAACACUCAAAAAGAAAGCAUUGGAACUUGGUCGAGUAUGUUUUAUGUUUACUUCGGUGCUGAUGAGACCAACAGGAGUGCAGUACCAUAUUGAUCUUGCCCAAAAUAUUCUUACUACGGCGAUGUCCAGUGAUUUGCUCAAAAAUGAGCUUUAUGCUAACUUGAUAAAGCUUACAUCUGGUUCAAUGUCGUAUGGAAUUCAGGCUUGGAAAUUAAUGGCUUUAGCGACACCAUUAUUUACACCUCGGCAGUAUUCGCUUUUGUGGUUGCUUCGUCGACAUAUUGAAAGAUGGAGUGGAAAAAGAUGUGAUGAAGGCAAUUUUGCAUUGUAUUGCUUGCGUGCUUUCAAUCGUUGUCUGAAAGCACGUGGACGAACAGAGGGACCAAGUAAACUUGAAGCAAUCUCCAUAUUAACUAGGGAUCCAACUUCGACGAAUAUGCCGCAUAGCAUUCCAGUACUGCUACCAACUAAUGAAUAUCAGGUUAUCGAUUUUGAUGGUUCCACGCUUAUUAGUGAUUGUUUGUCAACUUUAUGCAUGAAAUGUGGUUUACGACCAGCGCUUUUGAGCGGUUAUGCUUUGUACGUAGAGGAUCCGCUAGAACGGAAUUCUUAUCUUCUUCUAAAAGGCAAACAGAAGUUGUGUGACUGUAUAUCACGUUGGGAACGUGAAUUAAUGGACAAUAAAUGUGGACGAGUCACUGAAGAUGUUGCUCGGAUAAAAUUAUCUAUUCGACAGAGACAGUAUUGGAGUCAUCUGCUCUCUUCGGAAACACCUACAGAACGUACAUUUCUGGCGCAUUGGAUGGCUAGCGAAAUUGUUGCAGGAAGAGUACCGUUGAGCAGUGAAUUAGCUGAGGAACUAGCAGCCGUUUAUGCGCAACUCAAGUUUGGAGACAUGGGAACGAUAUCCGAUGCACAGUUUCGUGAAAUUAUAACUUCUUAUUAUCCUUCAAAACUGCUUGAUGUUGGCUGUGAAAGACUAUUAAGAUUAAAUCUCGAAACAAAUUGGUCACAGUUGCGUGAUACUUCGGCAGAAGAUUGCAUUCGCAUGAUACUAGUUGUUUUGCGGAAAUGGCGCUUUUUUGGGUCAUUUAUUAUGGAAGCACGAAUGAAGAUGCGUAACGACGAAAGUUUGUUCAUUGCACUCAAUGAUCAAGGCGUCCAUUUGCUAACUUUUCGUCAGCUUGAUCUCAUAAGAAGUAUUCCUUACCAUCGAUUAGUUUCAUUCGGUGGUUACCACAACGAUUUUAUGCUCACAAUUGAGAGAGUACUCCCACCUCAAGCUCAUCCUGAAGAAACGGCUCGAGAAAGAUUGACUUUUUCAAUGCCUGCAAGGAAUAUUGACCAGAGUACGCCAUUGAAUAUAAUUAUUCGGAAGUCGCGAAUCAGAUAUCCAAAAUGUCUCCUCGCAACGCUCUUUUUUUUUUUAAAUGAUAAGUCACUGAUAAAUUUCUCAAUCGAGAAAACACCGCCACAUAAAACUGCGCAUGAACAGACCGUAAUUGCCCUAACUACAGUACCACUGCCAGAGACGAGUGGAGGGUAUUUCGCGGUUAGCACGUUGCUUACUAAAAAAAAUGGUGUUGGUCAGUUAGCAGAUAGUGUUGGUCGAGUGCGUGGAGGUAUCCGCAGUGUCGGAGUGGGACCUCAGAAUGCUAAUGUCAUCGAAUUUCUCUCGCCGUUAACUAUUAUAUGUGGGCCAAAUGGUGCUGGAAAGACAACAAUUAUUGAAGCACUUAAAUAUGCCACAACUGGCGAGUUGCCGAAGGGAAGCUUCCAAACAUUUAUCCACGAUAUGCGAUUAGCUGGUAGAUCUCGGGUGGAUGCAUCAGUGAAGCUCAAAUUCAGAGAUAUUAGAGGCAGAUCUUGUGUUGUUACUCGUCGUAUAAUGCAGUCAAAAGGUGCUAAGGGUAAAAUAACAAAUAAGUCAGAAGAGAGCACGAUUGCAAUCGAAAAAGAGCCUGGUGAAUGGAAAAGUUUGUCAUCAAAAGUCGUUGACUGUAGGAAAGAGAUUUUAAAUCUUUUUGGCUUAUCCACAGCAAUUUUGGAGUAUGUGGUUUUUUGUCACCAGGAAGAAUCCUCAUGGCCGCUUGAUGAACCGAAAAAACUGAAAGAACGCUUUGACGAGAUUUUUCAAUUGACUGGUUAUGUGAAAGCAAUUGAAGUCCUGAAAAAGGAAAUGAAAGAAAAUCAACAGGAAUUGAAAAUCACGGAAGGAAGGUUACCACUUCUCAUCAGACAGCAGGAAGAAAAGAUCGAACUGCAUAACGAAUACAUCAAUCUGAAGAAGCAAAUAGCAGAAAAUGAGAAAGAAAUUUCGCUGAAGCAAACGACGCUCAAGGAAGAUACGGCUAAGAAAAAUUUUAAAGUUGCAGAACUUGAUGAAGCGGAAAUGAUAAAGAAGAAGCACGAUAUGAUGGAAGCGGAAAAGCAAGUACUUGUUGAUCAGAUUGAAUGCUGUUCGGCACUGGAUUAUGAAGGAGGAAUUGAGAAUUUAAAACGUGAAAUUGAGUCGAUCGCUCAUUCUGACGAAUUUAAAGACAUGGAACGAAGUCGUAAGCGUAUUAAUGCUGAACUUGAGGAAAUUAAUGCAGAAAUUAAAGAUUAUAUAUUAAAGAAAAAAGAAGUCGACAAAAUAAUUGUGCAGCUGAAAAGUAUUCAAAUGAUGCGUGACAAAAUGAUUGCGGAAAGGGAGCAAUGUUUGGAAGCAUGCUGCUCACGAUUCAAUUUAAAAAAUGAACAAACGAAAACUUUGAAGCAAUUGCAUCAUUUGAUUGAAAAACGGAAGGAAGAUAUCAGCAAUUUUACGAAUAAAGUGGUAGGAAAGCAAGCGAAUUGCCAGGAAGAGAUUGAUAGGAUUUCGGAAAUUUUAGCUCAAGUUACAGCAAAAAUAGAAUUAAGGAAUGAGGAAAGUAAACGACUCGAAGAAGAUAUUGCUGCAGUGAAGUGUAGUUUAAUGGAAGCAGCCAAUUCAUCCGAGAAGCUUGAUCGUUUGCAAGAUGAAAUAUUGCAACAAGAAAAAGAACUAGAGAUAAUGCAAGAAAAUGAGGAACUGGGGAAUAAUGUUGAGGAUUUAAAAAAUAAAAGAGAUGGAAUUGCAAACAAAAUAGAACUGCUCAAAAAAGAAUACUGUAUAAGAGAAAAUGCUGAAGAAAUUGAAAAUAAAAUCAAACAGAAAAGUGAUGAAUUGCUGAAAUUCGAAAAAGAACUCUGCGCGCUGAAGGAUAAGCAUCAAAUUGCUUUUUUAGAUAUAUUUAGUACCAAGGAACCUGAAUUCCCUCUGAGCGAGCGACUCAUCAUAUGUGUUCGAAAAGCAGAACAGAGUUUGUCAACAGCUGAAGAUGAAUUUAAAAUUCGUGAGAAGGAAGUGUCCCGAGCUCAGUUUACUGUAUCACAGAUUGGUCGAGAAGUGGACCAACUGGCCGAUCAGAUUGCAUCUUAUAGACGAAAAAUAACAAAGGUUGUUACACAUGAAAAUGAGGUGGAAACACGUUUGGAUGAAAUCAGAACACUUCUUAGGAAAUCGCGGCAAGAUUCAGGACGUAUUGAUGGCUGUACGUUUUUAUAUGAACAAUGGGAGGAAGAAAUCAACGUGAGAAAGUGUUGUCCGCUUUGUGAGCAAUCAUAUAACAAUACAGAGGAUUCUGAUGUUCUUAAAGAAAAGCUAAAGCAGAAAAGGAAAGAUUUCACUAAAGAUGCCGAAAAAUUACUUCGUAAAGUGAAAGAUUACGAAGCAAUGCAGAAUGAACUUGUGGAAAUUAUGCCUUAUGUAGAAAUGUUGAAACAAUCAAAUAGCCAGAAAGAAGUAUUGCAGGAAAAUUUGAAAAGAGCAGAGGAAAAAUUGCAUGUUGUGGAAAUGGAAUUUACGAAGUCAAAAUCUGAAAGAGAUAUCAUUUUACAAAAGCUGAAUGUAGUUCGCGAUGUUCAGGUUGAUGCUUCUUUGAUGGAUAACAUUUGGAAAUCAUUAUCAGAUGUGAAGCACUGUACAAAAUUGUUAAAAGCAGAACUUGAUACUGCUGAAUGUACAAAACGGUCAUUGAGUGAUAUACGAAUCGAAAUAAGAGAGAACGAGUUGAAUGCAUCGAAAGAACUUCGUACUUCUUUGUGUGGAAAAGUAGUGCAGUUUGACUCAAUAAAAAAAGUACUGGACGUUAAAGAGAAGGAACUGGAAGAAAGUAAACAAGAUUUGCAAAAGCUGAAGACACAAAAAUUAAUUGUUGAAGAGGAACUGCAAAUGAAGAAAAAGGAGCGAUUUGUUAUACAAAAUGAGAAAAAAAAUAAGGAAGCAGAAUUGUUAUGCUCAUUGCGGGAUGCAGAAGACGCUACAAGGGAAAUAGAAGCGAUAAAUAAGAAACUACAAGAUGUUGCUGACAGUUCGGAUGAUUUAAAAGAUCGCGAAAACGAGUUAUUAAAAAUAGAUACAGAAAUUGGUAUAAGCAGUGCUAAAAUGCGCAAUUUGACCGAACAAAUUGACUGUUUAAAUUCAAAACAAGAGCGUAAACGUCGAUUGGAUGAUCAACUUCGGAAGUUGGAAUUACGAGAACGAAUCAAAAGUUUAAAUGAAAGUUUGAAAGAAACAGAAUGGUAUAGUACAGCAAUCCCAGAGCUGCGAAAAGAACUAAGUUCACUUUUGGACCAAGUCAAUGAUUUACAAUUGACGAUAGAGAAUAAAAGAGGUGAACUAAAUGAACAGAAGAAACGACUAGCGACUAUGGAAAAAACCUUGGCAUCGUCUGAGUAUGCGCAGUUCAAAGAAGAAUUCAAGAAAGAAGUUGUGAAGAAAUGUGUUAUCAAAAGAUUUAUAGAGGAUUUAGCAAAUUAUAUACGAGCAGUGGAUGAAUCUGUUGUGAAAUUCCAUACUCAAAAGAUGGAAGAAAUCAACGAAGUAUUGAGUUCCUUAUGGGAACAAGUGUAUCAUGGCAAUGAUAUUGAAACCAUACAGAUCAAGUAA